UGUACUUUGUGCUGAGUUUCCUAUGGUUGCACAUUGGGGUAGAAGCACUUAAAACAUGGCACUUUUUGUUCUUAUUUUGUAAGAAGAGGAUGAGCUGUACUUUAAAUUAAAAAAUCGAAAAUUCAGAAACAAAGUUUAAUUAUUUUUUUUUAUUUUUAUUUCGAGGAUACAAAAAAUUGUCCAGAAAAAAUAUUAUAUAAAUAUGUUCUUCGCCCCAAUGUGCAUUGUUACCAAGACGACAUCUAUCAAUAUUGUUUACACAUCAUAAAUUUUAAAAUAUAAACAUUCUUUUAGAAAUUAAAUAAGUAUACACAUUUUUCGAAUAAUUUUAAGAAAGGAAUAUGUGUGAAAAGGUUUGUAAAUCUCUGGAAACAUUUAAUCCCGAAGUUGAAUUUCAAAAGUUUUUGAAACGUAAGCCAACUGUCAAAACGGUACAAUUGUAUGAACAUCUGCAAACUCGGGAAAAAGUCAAGUGUCCAAAUAAUUUUAAGGGCUAUGGGGUAGAAAAAGAUGACAAUAAAAUGUACAGGACAUUUAAUUCAGAAUAUGGAUACUACGCACCAAACGUCUUUACAUUACCUUCCCGUUAUUUUCCUCUUUCUCAGAAGUUUUCUAACGAACUUUAUCGUUGUGGCAUGUAUCGUAAUUAUUCCUUAAAUACACAUGUAGAUCGCACAUUUUAUUAGACUUUGUAUCGCUAUUAUCGAUACAAAUAAACAAAAAUGUAAUAGAUAUCACAUAAAAUUUGACCUUAAUAAAACAUAUCGAUGAAUUAUAUUGUAA
This is a messenger RNA of Lucilia cuprina (Australian sheep blowfly), 783 nucleotides long. RefSeq names its product UPF0691 protein C9orf116. The record is from RefSeq and is a predicted model, not a curated record. Lineage: Eukaryota; Metazoa; Arthropoda; Insecta; Diptera; Calliphoridae. Gene Ontology annotation, biological process: axoneme assembly. Gene Ontology annotation, cellular component: axonemal microtubule. The transcript has 2 exons. Bases 342 to 686 code for a protein of 114 amino acids.